This is a messenger RNA of Penicillium salamii, 1710 nucleotides long. The record is from the annotation of a GenBank genome assembly. Lineage: Eukaryota; Fungi; Ascomycota; Eurotiomycetes; Eurotiales; Aspergillaceae.
AUGCGACUUCUAGCUUCCCAAGCCGCCUUCGCGGCUUUUAUCGCCCUCGCGACCGCCCAUGAAUCUAUGAACGCGGAAAUGGACAUGAACAUGGCGCACAGCGCGCCGGAGCCAACAACCAACCCCGGGACCUCUGAUGGCCCAAUGAGCUACUUCGCCUACGGAAAACACUCCAGCUCCAUCAUAGCCCAUAUCGCCCUCAUGGUUGCGGCUUGGUGUUUCGUCCUUCCAGUUGCUGUCAUGCUCAGUGUCGCGCGCUCUCGGCUUGCACUACCCUUCCAGUUCCUCUUCACGGUCGUCAAUGCUUUCGGCCUCCUUCUCGGCAUCAUCUAUAACGACCAAACACCGGAUCUAUACGUGAAUAAUGCUCAUCACAAAAUCGGAUGGGUUGCCAGCAGUGUGAUAUUUGUCCAGGUACUUCUGGCUUUGCUGUUUACUUUUGCUGGCCGCGCCGAGUCAUCCCAAGUCUCUUAUGAUCAUGCGGAACAUGGUGCUUUCUUACCCGUUGCGACGGAUGAGCAUGAUGAUCGUUACAGGAUUCACGAGCAUCGUUGGUCGAGGGACAGUGGGCAGGGAACAGAUAGCAAUUCAUCCAUCCACAGUCCUGGAUCUCCAUCCGAGUCGCAUGUCGACUACGAUGGCUUUGAGAAGCCUGAGAUGCCAAAGUCUACACCUCGGAGAUGGGCUAACAGUUCCGUUGCUCGAAUCUUGUCCAAGCGUCUGCCUGGCUUUGUUUCUGGCUCGGUCCAUCAAGGAUUAAACGCUGUUUAUAAUGUCAUCGAUCGGAUCAUUCUUCCCUUCGGAUUUGCGGCCAUUGCGACUGGCGCUGUUACCUAUGGUGGUAUCAUGCGAGAACGUGAUAUAUUCAAUGGACUUGCGCACUUCAUCAAGGGUGGAAUCUUCUUCUGGUAUGGUGUUAUCACCUUGGGCCGCUAUAUGGGCUGCUGGGCCGACCUCGGCUGGGCCUGGAACAAGAAGCCAUCCGCAUCCAUUGUCGGCUGGAAAUCCAAAGUUCCCUCCGCCGAAGCAACAGAGUCCUUUGUCAUCUUCCUUUACGGUGUCACGAACGUUUUCCUGGAACAUUUGUCCAACGCCGGUGGGGCAUGGUCUCCCACCGACCUUGAGCAUGUUUCGAUCUCCGUGCUGUUUUUCGGUGGUGGCCUGGCCGGUAUGCUCUUCGAGUCCACCCGCAUUCGCGACUGGCUGAACAGCACCGUUCUUCAAACCCCUGCCCAUGGGGACUCUGAUGAGGCUUGGCAACCGCCGAGAUCUCAGGGUGUGUCUUUGAACCCGAUGCCUCCUUUGAUCAUCCUGCUGCUAGGCAUGAUGAUGGGGUCGCACCAUCAGGACAGCAUGACAUCCACCAUGGUGCACAAACAGUGGGGUAACAUGUUGGUUGGAUUUGCACUGGCUCGGGGUAUGACAUACGUUCUGUUGUACCUCAAGCCACCAACCUCGUACCUCCCGGCUCGUCCCCCUACCGAGAUCAUUGCUGCAUUUUGUUUGAUCUCCGGAGGUCUCAUCUUUAUGCUGAGUACCCGCAAUGUCAUUGAAGCCAUGGAGUUUUACCAAGUGGACGCCAUGUUCACCUUCACCGUUGGAUUAGGCUUCAGUGCUUUCGUCAUGUCUUAUGAGGUCUUGGUGAUCGCUCUCAAGGCCUGGUCCGUCAAGCGUACCCAGCGCUCACAACUCAACUUUCGAUUUCCGUGA